AUGGGUUGUUGUUACUCAAGCAUAGAGAGAGAAGAGAUGGUGUCAAGAUGCAAAGCAAGGAAGAGAUACAUGAAACAAGUUGUGAAAGCAAGACAAUCUCUUUCUGCUUCACAUGCAAUGUACAUCCGUUCACUUCGUAGUACUGGAUCAGCCCUCCUUCAGUUCUCCAACACCGAAACCGACCUCCACCUCCACCACCGCCGCCGCCUAUCACCCAUCCACCCCUCACCACCACUACUGCCACUCACCCCACCACCACCUCCACCACCUCCAAUGAGCCCAAGUUCAGACACUUGUACAACAACCACCACCACAACCGCCGCCUCUCCACUUCUUCCACCUCCUCCGCCGCCUCCACCAGUGUCGGCGUCGAGUUGGGAUUUCUGGGACCCCUUUGUCCCUCCUCCGCCGAGGUCAGUGGAGGAGGAAGAGGAGGAGUGGGAGGACGCGACCACCACCACGGCAUCGGAGAUGUUGGCGGUUGCGCCACCUUCGAUGGUUAGUGGGUUUUCUAAAGAGACUGCUAGUGGAAGUGGAAGUGAGCUUGCUAUGGUCGUUUCAAGAAAUAGUAAAGAUUUAGUGGAGAUUAUUAAAGAAGUUGAUGAAUAUUUUCUUAAAGCUGCUGAUGCUGGUGGCCAACUUUCUUGUGUUUUAGAAGUUUCAAGCUUGUCACCAAGUCAAAGCAAAGGAGGUAAAGUCUAUAAUUAUGGAUGCAAUUUGACUAGCACAUCAUUGUGGUCAUGGGGUUCAAGUCCAAAACUUGGGUUUGGAAAGAUCGGUGAGGAAAUGGAGGUUAGUCAUGUAGGAAAUGGGGGUGUUGCUCAUGUUAGCCAUUGUUCGACUGUGGAAAGACUGUAUGCUUGGGAGAAGAAGCUAUUCAUGGAGGUCAAGAAUGCUGAGAAUUUUAAAAUUGAGCAUGAGAAGAAGGUUGCAUUGCUGAGGAAGCUAGAGGCGAAGAGAGCUGACUAUGUAAAGACAGAGAAGACCAAGAAAGAAGUAGAGAAGCUGGAGUCACAAAUGAUGGUUGCUGCUCAGGGCAUUGAGACUACCUCUGCUGAAAUCAUCAAAUUAAGGGAGACGGAGCUUUACCCUCAACUCCUUGAGCUUGUAAAAGGAUUGAUGUGCAUGUGGAGAACCAUGUACGAGUUGCACCAGGUCCAGACACACAUUGUUCAGCAGCUCAAAUACCACAACACAAUCCCAUCUCCUGAGCCGUCGUCGGAGAUUCAUAGGCAGUCGACGCUCCAGCUUGAGCUUGAGGUCCAGCAAUGGCACCAAUCAUUCUGCAAUGUAGUCAAGGCGCAGCGGGACUACAUUCAGUCCCUCACAGGCUGGCUUCGGCUUAGCCUUUUUCAUUUAAGCAAAGACCCAAUUUCAAGAACAAGUCAGGAAUCAAGAAUUUACUCCCUUUGCGAAGAAUGGCACCAUGCAAUCGAUAGAAUUCCUGACAAAGUGGCAUCCGAAGGUAUCAAGAGCUUCUUAACAGUAAUUCACGCUAUUGUAGUUCAACAAGCAGAAGAGCAUAAGCAAAAGAAGAAGUCAGAAUCUGCAUUCAAGGAGUUUGAAAAGAAGGCUGCUGAGCUUAGAUCUUUGGAGAGCAAGUAUGGCCCGUACUCAAUGCUUGAAACUUCAAGCACUACGAGAAACAAAGACCCAGUUACAGAGAAACGAGCAAAGGUUGAGAUCUUGCGGGCAAAGGCAGAGGAAGAAAAGAGUAAGCAUGAAAAGUCGAUUAGUGUAACAAGGUCAAUGACAAUGAACAAUCUCCAGAUGGGAUUUCCACAUGUUUUUCAGGCAAUGGUGGGGUUUUCGAGUGUGUGUAUGAGUGCUUUUGAAUCGGUAUACAACCAAGCCAAGAAUGCUGACCAGGAGGAGCAUGAUGUGAAGAGGCUAUUACCCUGA
Molecule: messenger RNA, 1902 nt
Organism: Dovyalis caffra
Lineage: Eukaryota; Viridiplantae; Streptophyta; Magnoliopsida; Malpighiales; Salicaceae
Source: the annotation of a GenBank genome assembly